Messenger RNA from Penaeus indicus, 1636 nucleotides. RefSeq names its product UTP--glucose-1-phosphate uridylyltransferase-like. The transcript is spliced from 12 exons. Gene Ontology annotation, cellular component: cytoplasm. Bases 35 to 1582 code for a protein of 515 amino acids. The record is from RefSeq and is a predicted model, not a curated record. Gene Ontology annotation, molecular function: UTP:glucose-1-phosphate uridylyltransferase activity. NCBI's taxonomy places the organism in Eukaryota, Metazoa, Arthropoda, Malacostraca, Decapoda, Penaeidae. Gene Ontology annotation, biological process: UDP-alpha-D-glucose metabolic process; glycogen metabolic process.
ACAGUAAGCUUUUAGUAAAUACAGUGUCUGUACCAUGGCUGAGCCUGUGGUUCUCCCUAAGAAUUUCGAUCGCUAUGCCGAGGUAUUCGGACAACAGCGACGCCCUUCCCAAGACUUCCAGAACCAGACGAAGCGAGACGCGCAGGCUCAAGUCUCCAAAGAACUGCAGAAGCUCCUCCAGACGUGUCCUUCGGGGAUUCGAGAGGCGACCGAGAGGGACUUCGAAGGGUUUGAGAAGCUCUUCGGUCGCUUCAUCAACGAGGCCGGACCGUCGGUGGAAUGGCCCAAGAUCGAGAGACUCCCGGGAGGAUCGGUUCGUCACUACACCAGCCUAAACGGACCCUCGUCGACAAACGUGAAGAAAAUGCUGGAAAAACUGGUAGUGGUCAAACUGAACGGUGGACUGGGUACCUCCAUGGGAUGCACUGGACCAAAGUCGAUCAUUCCCGUCCGUUCUGAUCUGACCUUUCUUGACCUUACGGUGCAACAGAUAGAGGCCCUCAACAAGAAGUACGACUGCCAAGUUCCUUUAGUCCUUAUGAAUUCCUACAAUACUGACGAAGACACGCAAAAAGUCAUCCGAAAAUAUCAAGGAUUUCAGGUAAAGACCUACACCUUCAAUCAGUCCCGAUACCCGCGCAUCCAGAAGGAAUCUCUGAUGCCGAUUCCUCAGUCCUGUUUGGGCGUGGCUGAUACUGAAGGAUGGUAUCCUCCAGGCCACGGGGAUUUCUACUUGUCCUUUUUAAACUCGGGUCUUCUUAAGGAGUUUUUGCAACAGGGAAAGGAGUACGUCUUCCUAAGUAACAUCGACAACCUGGGUGCCACCGUUGACCUCAAUAUCUUGAACUUCCUGCUGGGGGGAGACACGCAAGGUCACUGCGAAUUCUUGAUGGAGGUCACGGACAAGACGAGAGCAGAUGUGAAGGGCGGCACCCUUAUCCAAUACGAGAACAAACUACGGCUCCUGGAGAUAGCCCAGGUUCCCAAAGACCACGUGGACGAUUUCAAGUCUGUGAAAACCUUUAAGAUCUUCAACACUAACAACUUGUGGAUUAAAUUGGAUGCCAUGGAACGAAUCCUGGUCGACGGUACGAUGGACAUGGAAGUCAUCGUCAACAACAAGACUCUGGGCAACGGACGGAACAUCAUACAGCUGGAACAGGCGGUCGGGGCUGCGAUCAAGUGCUUCAACGGGGCCCUGGGAAUUAACGUGCCGAGAUCGAGGUUCCUGCCGGUAAAGAAAACGGAGGACCUUCUGCUGGUGAUGAGUAACUUGUACAAUCUGCAGCACGGGACCUUGACGAUGUCUCCCCUUCGGCAGUUCGACACCACGCCCCUCGUCAGGCUGGGCGGGCCUCACUUCGGUAGUGUCCAGGACUUCUUGAAGAGGUUCGCGUCCAUUCCCGACAUGCUUGAGUUGGACCACCUGUCUGUCUCCGGGGAUGUCACCUUCGGGAGACGUGUUGUGUUCAAGGGAACAGUCAUCAUCAUCGCCAACCACGGAGAUCGUAUUGAUAUACCUUCCGGGUCCGUUUUGGAGAACAAGAUUAUAUCGGGAAAUCUGCGCAUUCUCGAUCACUGAAAUUACGAUAUUGGGAAUGGCUCUGUACGUAAUAAUGAUAAUAAUAAUCCGUUA